UAGUAAAAAGAAACAUAGUAUUUGGAAGCUUUAAAUGGAAGAAGCAAAAAAGCAGCUUCAUCAACGGCCAUAACUCAUCCAUCCACGGCGUUUGACGGCGCUAUUUGGUGAUGAUGGCGUUGGUCAACUCAAGAUUGAAGAGGGAACAAUGCAACCGCACAAAACACGAUUCCAGCUUCUCCCAUUGGAAGAUACUGAUUGGCCCUUCUGAUUGGGAAGAUCAUUCCAAAGGAAAGGAAGGUUGUGUAAAAUACAGGAUUCAUAACCUCCCUCGGGAAUCGAAUCCAGGGGUGUAUGAGCUUGGAAUUGCUGUGUCCAAUGGUGGUUUGGGGCGUGAAAUUUCAAAGCUUACCCCUCAUUCUCACCGCAUAGUGGUGGUUUACCUUGGAGAAGCUGACAAUGUGAGAACAAGACUCCAGCGUUAUGGCAGAACAGGUGAUCAUCUGCACAGUGGCUGUUCGAAUGGUUCUUCUUCCCAAAAGGGGCGCCCCUUGUUUGAGGAUGUGUUUUCACAAGGAUUCUCAAUCAUUUAUAGAUGGGCUCCUAUGCAAAACAAGGAAGAUGCUCUGCGAACAGAAGCUCGGCUGCUCAGUAUAUUUGAUUAUGCGUGGAACACAAGCAGUAAUGGUAUCCGGAGGCCUGAAGAAAUUCUUCAAAAGCUUCAAAAAAUUGCUUCAGGCACUAGAACACUUUCAGAUGUGACCAAAGUGCUACUACCAUUCACUCAGAAGCAAGUGGGCAUCCGAAUUAAACCAAGCAAGCUACCUCAGGAAGAUGACAAGUUAGAUGAAGCAGACAAUGGCAGCUAUAAUUUCCUAUCUCGAGUAUUCAGUUUUAACAGAUCACGUCCUAGGAUAGUUCAAAGUACCACUGGUGUCGUUCAGGAGCAGGAGAAUGCUAAAAUUUGUGGAGUGGCAUUGGGUGAUGGUUUGUUUUGUAGAAGGCCACCAGCUGAGAAAAGAUUGAGGUGUCCCGAACACAAAGGAAUGAGAGCUAAUGUUUCCAUUGCCGAAGCAACCAGGGUACCCAAGUCAGAGAGCAAUGUUUCACAAAAAGUGGUUGGGAGUCCUGGUGAUGAAAGCCUGACAGACACAAAUGUAUGUGGAAUCAUCAUAAAUGAUGGCUCUGCCUGUACAAGACAACCAGUUAAAGGAAGAAAAAGAUGCCAUGAGCACAAAGGAAGAAGAAUUCAUGCAUCCUUUCAUGUAAAUCAGAAAUAACCAGCACUGCCUGUACAAGUUCCAUGCUUAAACUCCAAAAUGAGUUAGUUGAAGUUUAGACAGAGAAUAUUGCUGCACAGCUGAAUGUAUUCAAAAGGCAAACCAUCAAUUGUAGGUAAUAAAAAUAUUCUUGCAGCAGAAACUGCAUUGAUCAGAUGCUGGAAGGGUGAAAUAUGUUUGUAUUAGGGAAAUUUCACUUACAAUUCUCUGAAGGCAAGGAAGUAUGUAAUAGUAGUUGUUUCCCAUUGUUGUUGUAUUGUAGGAUUAAUGAUUGUUUAUUAUGGUCAGAAAUGUGCUCAACAAUACUUAUUGCGACUCUAAUUGGACAAGUUGUCAACAAUACUUUAACAACACUUUUU
Vigna umbellata (rice bean) is the source of this 1579-nucleotide messenger RNA. It is a transcript of the gene ET2, whose product is annotated as effector of transcription2. Gene Ontology annotation, biological process: regulation of DNA-templated transcription. Gene Ontology annotation, molecular function: DNA binding. The record is from RefSeq and is a predicted model, not a curated record. Lineage: Eukaryota; Viridiplantae; Streptophyta; Magnoliopsida; Fabales; Fabaceae.